AUGGCAGAGCAAAUCGUGGAGUUUAAGUUGGUGUUGGUCGGAGAUGGAGGCACUGGAAAAACUACCUUUGUGAAAAGACAUUUGACGGGAGAAUUUGAAAAGAAGUAUGUUGCUACACUGGGAGUAGAGGUGCACCCUCUGUUGUUCCACACAAGUAGAGGCCCCAUUAGGUAUAACGUGUGGGACACAGCUGGCCAGGAGAAGUUUGGAGGUUUGAGAGAUGGCUACUAUAUUCAAGCUCAGUGUGCCAUCAUUAUGUUUGAUGUAACUUCUCGUGUCACCUACAAGAAUGUGCCCAACUGGCACCGUGACUUGGUUCGUGUCUGUGAAAACAUUCCCAUUGUCCUUUGUGGGAACAAAGUGGAUAUUAAAGACAGAAAAGUUAAAGCCAAGAGCAUUGUGUUUCACCGUAAGAAGAAUUUGCAGUACUAUGAUAUCUCUGCCAAGAGUAAUUACAACUUUGAGAAGCCAUUCCUUUGGCUUGCAAGAAAACUGACUGGAGAUCCGAACCUUGAAUUUGUUGCAAUGCCAGCCCUCGCACCACCUGAGAUCCAUAUGGACCCAGCUAUGGCUGCCAAAUAUGAAGAAGAACUUAAAGUUGCAUCAGAAACUGCACUCCCAGAUGAAGACGAUGACCUUUAA
This is a messenger RNA of Knipowitschia caucasica, 642 nucleotides long. The record is from the annotation of a GenBank genome assembly. Lineage: Eukaryota; Metazoa; Chordata; Actinopteri; Gobiiformes; Gobiidae.